This is a messenger RNA of Wasmannia auropunctata (little fire ant), 2702 nucleotides long. It is a transcript of the gene Pfrx, whose product is annotated as 6-phosphofructo-2-kinase/fructose-2,6-bisphosphatase 1. The record is from RefSeq and is a predicted model, not a curated record. Gene Ontology annotation, molecular function: fructose-2,6-bisphosphate 2-phosphatase activity; ATP binding; 6-phosphofructo-2-kinase activity. Bases 239 to 1639 code for a protein of 466 amino acids. Gene Ontology annotation, biological process: fructose 2,6-bisphosphate metabolic process; fructose metabolic process. Gene Ontology annotation, cellular component: cytosol. NCBI's taxonomy places the organism in Eukaryota, Metazoa, Arthropoda, Insecta, Hymenoptera, Formicidae. The transcript has 7 exons.
ACGACGGCCGUCUCCCGACCGCCCGACGUUCGUGCUCGUUCCCGAUCGGACCAGUACGCGUAGUCGGCACGGUGCGUGCGGUUCGGGGUUGCUCGAUCGCGCAUGAGUGCACGCGUAUCUCCACCGUUCUCGCUCUCUGUCUCACUCCCUGUCGCUCCUCGCGUCGUCGUCACUCUCCCUCCUCCGCACGACGGGACGGACGAUCGGCACCGCGGAGGUUAUAUACUCGUGCGGCAGGAUGACCGACCCCGAAAUCGAGAUGCAUUACACCCCGCCGACGUCGGACACCAUCCAGACGAAGCCGUUCCCGAUCCGAGGUGAACGUGCGAAUUUCGUGAACAAGCCUCAUGUGAUCGCGAUGGUCGGUCUGCCGGCUCGCGGCAAGACCUACAUAUCCAAGAAGUUGUGCCGAUACCUCAAUUGGAUCGGCAUCAGCACGAAGGUCUUCAACCUGGGCGAGUACAGGCGGCACGCCACCACGGCCUACCAGUGCCACGAGUUCUUCCGUCCCGACAACAUAAAGGCCAUGGCGAUACGCACGCAGUGCGCGAAGGACGCCCUGAACGACGUGUGCCAGUGGCUGGAGAGCGGCGACGGCGAGGUGGCCGUCUUCGACGCCACCAACUCCACGGUCGAGAGGCGCCAGCUCAUACGCGACAUCGUCGUGCGCAAGAUGGGCUUCAAGCUCUUCUUCGUCGAGUCGGUGUGCAAUGAUCCCGAGAUCGUCGAGCAGAACAUCAUGGAAGUGAAAGUCAGUAGUCCGGAUUACGCGAAUAUGAAGAAGGAGGACGUGCUCGCGGACUUCAUGCUGCGAAUCGAGCACUAUCAGGAGCGAUAUGAGCCGCUGGACGAGGAGCGCGAGAGCGACCUGUCGUUCAUGAAAAUAUACAACACCGGCGAGAAGGUGCUGGUUCAUAAGCACGAAGGCCAUAUACAAAGUAGAAUAGUUUACUAUCUUAUGAACAUUCAUAUUGUGCCACGCACGAUUUACUUGACCAGGCACGGUGAGAGCCUGAUGAACCUCGAGGGCAGGAUAGGCGGUGAUUCGGACUUGAGCGAGCGGGGACAUGAAUACGGCAAGGCGUUGGCAGACUACAUCAGCAGCCAGAACAUACAGGGUUUGAGAGUUUGGACUAGCUGGCUGAAGAGAACCAUUCAGACCGCGGCUGACGUAAAGGCACCGCAGGAAAGGUGGAAGGCUCUCAACGAAAUUGACGCUGGUAUUUGCGAAGAGAUGACCUAUGAAGAAAUUGCCUCAAAGUAUCCCACGGAUUUUGCCGCGCGCGAUCAGAACAAGUUCUCGUAUCGUUAUCCGAGGGGCGAAAGUUACGAGGAUCUCGUUGCACGCUUGGAGCCUGUGAUAAUGGAAUUGGAACGUCAGGGUAACGUUUUAGUCGUCAGCCAUCAAGCGGUUCUACGAUGCUUACUCGCUUACUUUCUGGACAAGAGUGCGGAUGAAUUACCGUAUUUAGAAGUACCUUUGCACACCAUCAUGAAAUUAACACCGGUCGCCUACGGCUGCAAGGUGGAGCACAUUCGACUGCCCAUAGAAGCGGUGGACACUCAUCGGCCGAAACCAAAGAUCCCGGGAUAUCUGGAAGAGCGAUUUCGGGGGAAGGAGAAGGUACUACGCACGUGAUAACAACGAAUUUCGUAAAGCACGGGCGCAGCUAUUUCCUGACCGUUGAUAGAACCGAGACGUUGAAGCAGAGCAGAGAGAAUAGAUUCGGCAGCUGGCUGCCGUCCACACCCCUUCUCGCGUGCGUGAAUCGGCGCGCAUCCGAGCCCUUUUCUUCCUACACAUGUGUCAAAAGCGAUCGAGAGAGAGACGAGGCGCGAUCGGCGGCGAAUACCCUGUGAAACCCAUAGGCACAGAAUAACGGAGGAUCCUCCGCGAGGACGCAGGUCCCGGCGCGACGACCUCGCACACGCACACACACACACACACACACACAUACACACACACACACAUUGCGCGCGUGUGACUUUGUGAUUUUUAUAUUUUUUGAUUGGCAUCUAGAUAGGUAGCGAGAGAAGAGUAUAUGUGAUACGCAGGUGACGAUCGUCGACGAGAAGAGUCUGGGUGAGCGCGUGUACGCGCGUCGACACGCGCGUGGACACGGGUCUUUUAGACGACGGGGAUGAUUUUUUCCUGGAGACAAGUGUCUUGGACCCGCGCGUACUUCGAAGUGUCUGCUACAAUUCUUGCCGGGGAAAAGUUGUAUCUCGACAAACGCGACACUCACCACACGCGAUCGGUGUGAUAUUCACACACAGAACGAAAUCCCAUAAUAUCUUGCUCUCGUACGGCAGAUACUUCGAAGCGCCCGCACGCCGAAUCCAAAAAACAAAAAAACUGAUACUUCUUUUCUACAUCCAUAUUUCUCAAACAUCUCGGAAUUAUCGUCGGAUGCUUUUUAGAGCGAAUCCGAAGGAAGGAUCCAAAGUGUCGUAAAAAGUUGUGACAUUGAUAAUAAAUAUCUCGACUACGUAAAAGGUAUCGGGACAUAUAGUACAAUACCUUAGAAUUGCGAGUAAUACUUUCGAUCAAGCUAACGAACACACGUUACAACUGUCAGUCCAUAUUGUCUAACAUUAUACGUUACAAUCUUGUAAUAUUAAGUAGCUAAAUUACGGAUUUUGAUUAUGGAUAUGUAUCUCGAUCGAUGAGAAACAUAUAAUAAAUAACACAUGCAAUUUUA